AUGACUAGUGAAAUCGCAAACACAUUUGUAUGGGAAAUUGGAAAUUUUCAAAAAUGGAUAAAACAAGUCUCUCAAGGUGAAUGUAUUAAUAGCCAAAAAUUUUGGUUGCCACAAAGAUCCUUUGAGACAAAAAAUCAAAGUUUCAAUCAUCCUACUUUGUGGGAAUUAUCCUUGUACCCAAACGGAAUUAUAUCGAAAGGAAUGUCUUUGCGUGUUCAUGCGAUUCAAACAAAGUAUGAAAAGGAAAAAGGUAUCACUACGAGACGGAAACAAUUUAUUUUAGGAAUUGGAGAAUAUGAUAUUAGUCAGUUAUUACCUAAGCGUAAAGCUGUGAUCAGACAAUGUGAAAAAAGUGGGAACUUUACUUUUAACGGAUCAAAAACUGUUUCAAGUUGUCUGUACGAUAAUUUCUUUUCAUUAGAUUAUAUAUUUCCAAGAAAUGAAAAAACAAAAGUUGUCAACUUGUUUGUUCAAGUUACCGUUCUUGAAGAAAAAUCUAUACCUGUCGAUAAAAUCAGAUUCGAUAAUAAAUAUGAAGAUUUUUUUGAAGAUGAUACGUUUUCAGAUAUUGAAUUCGAACUUGAUUGUGGGUCAUAUUUAGGAAAAUUGUUGGAUCUAGAAAGUUUUGAUGAUUUCGAACACACUUUUAAACUUGCGGAUAUGAUGAUGCUUAAUAACUUAAAUAAAUUGGUUAUAAAUGAAUGGUUAAAAAUUGUUGAUAAUGAAAAUUGGCAUAAAUUCAUAUUGUUGGGGUGGAAAUAUAACAAUAAUCUUUUAAAAAAUACGGGUUUAGAAUACGCCGCUGAUCAUUGGAAACAAGUUAAAAAAGGUGAAGGAAUGCUGCAAUUGCUCGCAACUAAUAACGUAGAAGGGAUUGAAGAAUUAUUUUACAUUACAAACAAAAGGUUGGAAAUAUCUAAGGUUGGAAUAUUCUCGGAACGACGAAAAUCACAAAAACCAUCAAUGACGAAAAAUUCAAAAUAUAAAGAAUAUAUAGAACGUGAAUAUCGUACUUGUGAUUAUAUAGAAUUUAAUGAUAAUCAAACCCCUAUUAUAAACGAAUUUUCUUAUUGUACCGAAAAAACGAUUGUUGAUCUGGAGGAUAUUGAAUAA
Funneliformis mosseae is the source of this 1113-nucleotide messenger RNA. The record is from the annotation of a GenBank genome assembly. Lineage: Eukaryota; Fungi; Glomeromycota; Glomeromycetes; Glomerales; Glomeraceae.